Orbicella faveolata is the source of this 1294-nucleotide messenger RNA. RefSeq lists its product as uncharacterized. The record is from RefSeq and is a predicted model, not a curated record. NCBI's taxonomy places the organism in Eukaryota, Metazoa, Cnidaria, Anthozoa, Scleractinia, Merulinidae.
CUGCAGACUGCUUGUGGUACACAAACUACACAAGUUUUGUUUGUCAUGCAGGGCGCAGCGCUCCCAGCAUGAAGUCAUUUAAGUUGAAUUGUAAUCAUUGUUUCGUUAUGAAUUUGCUAGCUCUGUACUCAAGGGAGGACAAGCAUCCAAUGACAGUGAAAUUCACGAACAAGACAGGCAAAAAGAUCCAGCUAUUCUGGAUCAACAAGAAAGGAAGACGGAAAAGAAAAGGAAAGUUGAAGGAUGGUCAGUCCAAGACCAUAGACACUUAUGAGACGCACGUGUUCAUGGCUGUCAACAAGAAGCUGAGUCGGGAGCCACUCUUGAUUAAUGGCAGUCCAGUGUUUUAUGCAUUCCCGCACAAACAUGGCGGCAAUCAUUUGGAAGUUGAAAUCAAGAAACCAACAGGAAGUUCUGUAAACAAGCUAAAAUCAGAUGCUCAGGUGAGCAUUCCAGUGGAAGUAAAGUUUGUUAACCGUGCAAAGCAAGAAGUUCAGUUGGAGUGGAUCACCCCUCAAGGUCGCCGUGAGAAAAAGAAAGUCUUGCGAAAGGGUCGCUGUUGGCGGACCAGUUCAUGGGAAGGUCAUUACUGGGUCUGCUGUGACCCUAAGCAUGAUGAGCAUUUGUUUGCAUUGAAUUACGGCCUGCAUUACAGAGUACACAAGACCAGACGAGCAAGGGAAAGGGUGGUCAUCACAGCAGAUAUGAAGAUCGCUGGCAGCAGUAGCAGCAGUAGCAGCAGUAGUAGUGAUUGAGUGUUCAUGGUUAAUGUCCAUCCACCAAGCAUGUUACUGUAUUGAUGCCAACACUGAGAAGAAAUAAUUAACAAUUAGUUCACGCUUAGCCCGUACUCUUCUAGUAGACACUCGUCGUUGUCUUAUCAGAUUGCUUCUCUAAUCUCUGGCUGUUUACCUUAUUUUUACGAAUUUUCGCGCGUACUAUUUUUCGUGAAUUUCGCUCUUUGGAAAAAAAUCGCGAAAAUUAUAUUCACAAAAAAAUGGGUGCUCGAAAAUUAAAAACGCUAAAUUUGAUAAAAGGCAUGGAUUUUAAAUGCUCUUUGUCACGGGCUCGUUAGUAGUAAUAUUGUUCAAUUUCUGUCCUUAAAAAUAUAGUCUUUAUGGUUAGUUUUCAACUAGUUAUCGCUCUUCCUUCAAUACCCAGUUAUCUUGAGCUUGUAAAUCCGCCAAAACCCCUUCAGGACAGUUGUCAAAUUUUCCAUUCGUAGGCUCCUUAAAGUGAAACAAGGCUCUCAGAUUAGGAUUAGGUGGAUUAAAGUAAUGGCAAAACCGUGAAA